Messenger RNA from Haemonchus placei, 333 nucleotides. NCBI's taxonomy places the organism in Eukaryota, Metazoa, Nematoda, Chromadorea, Rhabditida, Trichostrongylidae. The record is from the annotation of a GenBank genome assembly.
AUGUUCAAGGCUUUCGUGUUAAGUUGCCUCAUCAUUCUCCAUGUCUCCCAAGGUGAAGCAUCAGGAGCGGAUUCUGAAGAAGAUCAGCUUACCCAGUCCAAAGAAGGGAUUGGCAGCAUUGGAGAGCCCAGCGAUGUUGGCUCAGUUAUGAUUGCUGGCGAGGUCUCGGUGGAGGAUCCAGUCUCGCGCGAGGAUGCAUCAGAUGAUGCAGAUGGUUCAGUUGUCCGAUCAAAGCGGUAUUACGGAUGCGGAUGCUUCAACUGUAGGUGCGGCACUAUGAUGCCUGCAACUUACGCACCAUGUGGUGGAUGCUGCGGCUGCGGUUACGGAUAA